UUUGUGUGCAAUGUCAUCAAACAUUUUCUUCAAAAAGUUGCCUGAAUCGCCAUCAAAGGCAUUUAUCCAUUCUGUACAUGCGAUUGCUAAAGAGAGGUUUUCUCGCCCUCGGAUUGGCCCGUUAACUGCGGUCUUCUUAUCACCAUACGCUAUCACUCUCCUCUCGAGAUCGUUUAAUCCGUUCGAACAUUUUAAUUCAUUAAUUCGGCAUAGUAACGUUACAGAAAUAUCUUCCAUUUCAAGAACCUCGUGGCUCGUACAAAGACUAACUAUCCAAAUCGCUUGUAAAAUGUAAACCAAAGUAUGAUUUUUUUCUUUAAUUAGCGAAGUUAUACUUUUCAAGGGACCAGGACUUCGCUUCACUGCGAUUUUUUCACCUGCAUAAUGAUCAUUUGAAUUACUCGCAACAUAAGUACUUAUGUUUAUUGUUUGAAUAAUUUGGACCAAAGAGGCAUACUAUCAUACUGCGUACGAUAUAUUUUUACUUGCAUAGCGAUGUAGGUGGCUAAAGUCAUUAUUUUUAAUUUUAUUACUUUGCCAAAUUGAUGGUGAUCGAAGUUACUCAUAAGUCGUAACGCACCAAAAUGUUUCUUUUUUUGUAUUUUCAUAAGCGCAUUGUGUUAAGAAUGGACGCAAGUUAUCAAUUUUUCGAUACCGCUUGUUGAUUUUUGCAUUGUUAAGUUCAAAAUUUAAUAAAAAUGUCAGUUUUGUCGUAAGUUUAUUUGCAUAUUGCCCAUCUGCAUGCAUGCAUAUUGCAUUUCAAAGAGCAAGCGGCUGAUGGAGGCGGAGCUUAUCGAAACGCAAAUUAAUUGGCCAAUCAGAGGGCGGCAUAACUCCGCUUUAGCAAUCGCAUGUACAGAAUGGAUAAAUGCCCAUCAAAGAGAGCAACAUCCAGCUCCUCUUUUUGAAAAACAACUUCAUAAUUGUCCUCACUGUAAAAAGAAAUUCACCCGAAAAUCGAAUUUGACUGCUCAUAUCUAUGCUCUUCAUGAGAAGCGAUUUGUAGAAACAAAUGUGAAAAGGAAUUAUUUUACUGUAGGAAAACACUUUAGUUGUGAAUGUGGCGAUAAAUUUUCUUAUAGACAAAGUCUUCUACACCACAUCAAAUCAAAACAUCUCGAUCUUCAUGAAACAUGCUAUGAAUGUGACUACUGCUCCGCCAAGUUUGAGAAGAAAAGUACAUUGCGCAAACAUGUUACCAAACAUACUGCCAAAAAUGAAAAUGUUGAAGUACUGCAACUGAACAAAAAAUCUAAACGUCGCAAGCCCAGUACAGUUGUUACAUGUGUCAAAUGCGGUGAAGAUUUCAGGAAUGAAGAUCUACUUUUAAAACAUCUUGAAACUCAUGAUAUUAUUGUGAAGAAUGAAACGAUUCCUUUCGAUAAUUGGCAAGCAUUUCUCAAAUGGAAAGAUGAAACGGAAGAGAAAAUUUUUUGCCGUUUUGUGAAACGAACAUCAAAAAAGAACAAAUCUGAACGAGUCACCACUUAUUACUGUGAAAGACGGGGUUCGUAUUUGCCUAUUACUACUCGAAAACGUCGUGAACGAAUGAUCGGUUCAAAAAAAAUUCACGGAUAUUGUCCUGCAAAAAUCGUUGUCAGGGAAAACACGUCUGAUAAACAGAAUAACUGUGCUAAAGUGAAGGCUUUUUUUUGUUCUACGCAUGUUCACCCCUUAGAGCCUCAAAAUUUGAAAUAUUCUCCUUUUAAUUCAAAUAUAAAAGGUGAAGUGGCGAAGAAGUUAGCUGUUGAAAUUCCAACUCAACGCAUCCUCAAAGAUAUCAGAAAAAGUUCAACUUGUUCCUCUGAACAUAUUUUGCAUAAAAGCCAACUAUUGACCAGAAAAGACGUUGUAAACAUCGCGCGAGCCAACAACUUACAAUUUAUGAACCGGCGGUCUACAAAAGAUUUUGAAGGUGUUGAAUCCUUUACAAUAGAACAUACUGACUCAGUGUUACUGUAUAAAAAACAAAAAGAAGUUUUAGAAGAUUUUCCCGAAUUACAGAGCGAUGAUUUUGUUCUUAUUUAUAUGAAUCAGAAGCAGAAGGAAAAAUUGCAAAAGUUUGGGAAUAAUGUGAUUUGUAUGGACGGUACUCAUGGACUUAAUAAAUACGGUUUUAUUCUUCACACCCUAAUGAUAUUAGAUGAUUAUGAUGAAGGUUACCCAGCUUGUUUUCUUUUUACAAAUAGAAACGAUUUUGUAGUAAUUGAAAUAUUAUUUCGAUGCUUGAAAAAAGAAAUUGGACUCUUGAAACCAAAAACGUUUAUAUCUGAUAUGCAAGAAACUUAUUUCAAUGCAUAUUUGCACGUGAUGAACCAUCAACCCGAAUUUCAUCUACAUUGCACAUGGCAUGUGCUAAAAGCUUGGAAACAACAUCUAAAUAAAAUUAAAGAUGCUGUAAAGCAUGAAGAAACGAAAAACCAGCUGUUCAGUUUACAUCGAUGUGGAAGUAUUUCCGAAUUUGAAGAAAAAUUGAUUGAUUUUUGUACUAUUGAAGAGCCAGAGCCAGAGCCAGAGGCUGAAUCCGAUAUUGAAAGUAUAAAUUCUGUGAAAGAUACUGUUGCUGAGUUCAAAAGAUAUUUUAUUCAAACUUAUGUGCCUCGUAAAGAACAGUGGGCAUAUUGUUACCAUCAGCAUGCUGGAGUGAAUACAAAUAUGGCACUUGAAAAUUUCCAUGGUAAAUUGAAACAUAAUUUUGCAAAUGGAAUGAAUAUUAAUCAUUUGCAAGAUAGUCUUGCCAUUAUAGAGAACUAUUUAGAGUUCAGACUUGAAAACGAAGCGAUUCAUGAUGUAAAAGGUCAUUUGUCUUCAAAAAUAAUAAAACUGAGAAAAUCCCAUGAUAAAGUGAUUGAAAAUAAAAACGAUAUUCGCCUACGUAAGAUCAGUGAAGCUGAAAAUGAUUGGAUUGUUGCAUCAUUCUCCUCAAAUGAUGUUCAAUACCAGGUUACUUACCUAACGGAUUGUAGGCCAGAUUGCAAAUUGACAUGUGAAAAGUGCAAUAUUUGCGCUCAUCGAUUUAAAUGCUCUUGUCCUGAGAGUAGUAUUAGAAGUGUUAUGUGCAAGCAUAUCCAUGCUGUUGGUAUGCAGUUUAUUGAACAGACUGUGGUUGAAGAAAACUGGGUCAAUGAAGUUGAAAAUAGCCCUGUGGUUGAAGAAAACUUGGUUCACGAAGUUCAAAGUAGCGUCAUUGGGUGGAAUAAAGAACCUGAAAUUCCUCAAGAUGCACCAUCAGCUGUCAAAAGAAGAACGAAUACGGAUACAGAAAAUAGAAAAAUGUUUGAUGACAUCAUGAAUGUAGUCGGAGCAUCCCCAAGAAAAAAUGCAUUCGUUAGUCAGUCACUUAAAAAAAUGCGAGCCACCAUCUUGGCAAUGCAAAGCGAUGUACAUUGUCCAAGUGAAGAAAAAAAAGCAGCCAAGCCCAAAAAAAUAGUACAUCAGCGUGAGUUUUAUGCUACUACCAAAAAAAAAGGAAGAAAACCAAAAAAAUAGGAAUAUUAUGACGUGAUGAUAUUUUCCAACUUGUUUUCAUUAAAAAAAAAAAAAUUGAAUCCAUU
Molecule: messenger RNA, 3554 nt
Organism: Planococcus citri (citrus mealybug)
Lineage: Eukaryota; Metazoa; Arthropoda; Insecta; Hemiptera; Pseudococcidae
Exons: 5
Coding region: 742-3489 (915 amino acids)
Molecular function (GO): zinc ion binding
Source: RefSeq, a predicted model, not a curated record